This is a messenger RNA of Rhizoctonia solani, 1377 nucleotides long. RefSeq names its product F-box-like protein. Lineage: Eukaryota; Fungi; Basidiomycota; Agaricomycetes; Cantharellales; Ceratobasidiaceae. Bases 1 to 1377 code for a protein of 458 amino acids. The record is from RefSeq and is a predicted model, not a curated record. The transcript is spliced from 2 exons.
AUGGCGAACAUACAAUCACUACCCCCAGAACUGCUAAAGAAAUGCUUCAAAUACCUGUGUAUUACAGCCCUAUCUUCAGUUAACCCUGCUAUCAUGAAGUCACUCGCGCUGGUUUGUCGGGCCUGGAGAGGACCUGCCCAGGCAAUCCUAUUUUCAAAUGUCAAGAUCUCGCAAGCGCGACGUCUACGCCUGUUUCUUAUGCACGGGACACGCAUAGAACUAACUCAAGCAGUGAAGCGACUUCAAUUGUACGUGCAUGGAGACGGUGGAAACGCUACCAUUGCCCCUCGGGACGCAAUUACCCCAGGAGACCUCGCCAAGUUGCUCGGCUUCCUCCCAUCAAUUAUCGAAAUAGACGUAACUUUUGAACGGACAACGGUUCUGCACGACGCAACUCUCGAAAUGAUUGGGUUUUCGGAUGUACGGCCCAAAGCACUCCGGAUUGCCUGUAUGGCCUCCGAUCGUUCAAUAGUUGGGUCCCAGCUGUGCAGCAUCUGGCCGAGCGUAGAGCACGUCUCAUUGACCGGUAACGCCGAAAUUGUUCGAGCUUAUGGGGCAAGUAAGCCUCAAUUCGAGCUAUAUGAAUACGAGUGGAGAUGUACUCGCCCAGAAAGCGAAGAGCAUCUGCAGUGGAUACUAUACAACUCACGCCACUCCCUUCAGAUAUUAUCACUGAACAAUAUCUCGGAUGAUGUUGUUUUUCUGUGUAUGAUUCUACUCAAGUUACGAGACUCACUACGCUCCUUACGGAUACCCCGUGCUCCCAAGCGGCUACUCACUACGCUUUCCCAGCUUGAGAAAUUACAAGAAUUUAAAGUUACCGCGUCGAUUCCAACAAGGGAGACAUUAAAUGCUCUCCCACCUACGAUUGAACAUCUCGCGUUCGGCAUCAAACCUAAACCAAGUCGCCAGAGCUUGAUUCCUAAUGUUCCUAUUCCUUUUACCCCACCCUCCUCCACCACGACAUCAUCGCCGACUGUCACGUCCCCGACCAGGUCCCUUCCGUUUAGCAGCCCACGCACCUCGCCAGUUCAAACGAGGUCGAAAGCUGCCGCGGCAGUUGUUGGAACCCGUUCAGCUCCACGAAAGGAGAAUCCGACAUCAACUUCGUUGGAAGACAUACUCGAAUAUGUACGGAAAGCUCCUUCUUUGCGGACAGUCACGUACAGUUGGUGCGAGAGCGAAGGAUCCAGUGAUGUUGUUGGGCUCAAAGUACUUUGUGUCGAAAAGGGAAUAGAUUUGAGGUGCUUCAGACACGAAUUCGGGUGGUUCAGCGUAGCAGAGCGUGAAGAAAUGGUCAAGUGCGACACAUUCCCUAGAUAUGUCCCUAUUUCCAAGGCACACAGCCGUGUUCCUUCCACGCCAUACGCUCCUUGA